This is a messenger RNA of Pungitius pungitius (ninespine stickleback), 2874 nucleotides long. It is a transcript of the gene dipk1aa, whose product is annotated as divergent protein kinase domain 1Aa. The record is from RefSeq and is a predicted model, not a curated record. The coding region runs from base 459 to 1745 and encodes 428 amino acids. The transcript has 6 exons. Lineage: Eukaryota; Metazoa; Chordata; Actinopteri; Perciformes; Gasterosteidae.
GUUUUCUUUCUUGACCUGGUGGUAUCGUUAGAGUUAACGUUGAGCUGCAGCCACCAUCCCGUCGACUCACUGGUGUCAGCGCGUGGGUGAAUCUACGCCAAGUCAUUCAAGGCAAUUCCCCAAUUUGGUUGCCAAUCUAAACAACAAAAAGCGAACACGUUUUAUCUACAGGCGGCCAGGUUGCGCCUGCGCUGUUCUCCCAAGGCCAGCUUGAGGUAUGUUGCUUUGCUUGGAAACCAGCAGCUUCUGCAAAGAGCAGAGUCGCAGGCAAAGUGGAUCAGAGCAAUUCACAAGGACAAGACGACCCGACAGUCCAAAGGCCGUGGUGCACAUUGGGCCCCAAAACUGGUGAAAUGCGCCCGUUUCCGCCCGUUCUAUGAACGAAUACCAGUUUUGUCCGACGUUUCGGAUGAUCUCCCACAGCCAGGUCCACGUAUUGAGAUGAUCUAUUUUUGGCAAUGGCGAAGGCUCUGUUUCCACGGGCCUGGGUGAAAAAGUCUUUCUACUUCCAGGCUCGGGUCUCCUUUGUACGGGUAAAGUACCUGUUCCUUACAUGGCUGACUGUGCUGGUUGGGAGCUGGGUGCUCUACGUGCAAUACUCCGCCUAUACAGAGCUGUGCAGAGGACACGAGUGCAAGAACGCCAUUUGUGACAACUACAGGAAGGGAAUCAUCGACGGUUCGGCCUGCAGCAGCCUGUGCGACAAAGACACGCUUUACAUGAGUCGGUGUCUGUCAACACUGCCCAACAACCAAGUGUACACGGGAAGCUGGGGAGACCACGAUGGGAUCAUCCGCUGCAAAUUGGGGGAGGUCACGCACUACGAGCUGGGCGAGGAGCCGGAGCCGCGGAGAGAAGCCCCCGUGUUCGAUAAGCCCACCAGAGGCACAUCGGUGGAGAAGUUCAGAGAGAUGGUCUUCAAUCACCUCAAGGCCAAGCUCGGACAGCAGGCCAAUCUCGCCGGCCUCGUCGGCCAGAUCCUCUCCGUUGCCGAUGGCAACAAAGACGGACGAGUGUCGCUGCCAGAAGCUCGUUCCACGUGGGCCCUCCUGCAGAUGGAUGAGGUGCUGCUGGGUCUGCUGCUCCAGGACCGUGGACACACCCCUCGCCUCCUUGGCUACUGCGGAGACCUGUACAUGACGGAGCGAGUCCCCUACGGGCCCCUGUACGGCCUGUCUCUGCCCUGGCCGCUGGCCGGGUGGGUGCCGAGCGGCGUGCAGCGCACCGUGGACCAGUGGUUCACCCCCUCGUGGCCCCGAAAGGCCAAGAUCUCCAUGGGCCUCCUGGAGCUGGUGGAGGACCUCUUCCACGGGACCUACGGCAGCUUCCUGAUCUGCGACUUCGCCGCGGCGCACUUCGGUUACACCGACCGCCACGAGCUCCGUCUGACCAACGGCGGCGCGGUGGUUCCCGAGGACGCGUUCCGGCGCACCAUGCGGGCGCUGAAGUGCGAGGGCGACGCCGACUGCGUGUACGGGGUCGACUGCCAGACGUCCUGCGACGUGGCGGAAAAGCGCUGCGGGGGGGAGCCGCUUCGGCCAAACCUGGCGAAGGCGUGCGACGCGCUGAAGGACUACCUCCUGCGCGGGGCGCCGUCGGGCCUGAGGGAGGAGCUGGAGAGGCAGCUCUACGCCUGCAGGGCUCUGAAGGGAAACGCCGGCCAGAUGAACAUGGAACACUCGCUUAUUCUCAACAACUUGAAAGCUCUGCUGUGGAGACAGAUCUCACACACUAAAGACUCGUGACGAGGCGAGGGAGGUCCUCGCCACGUCUCCUACACGUGAAGCUGAGUAUUGAAGAUGCUAGUACUUUAUAAUCGGCGCUUAACGCUUGUGGGUGAUCAGACUGACGGAGACUCUGCAUCCUCUAUUAACCGAACGGUUGCAUGUUGCCACGUUAGAUCUCAUUAGCCACAGCAGCGCGUCACUGCUGAUGAGACUUGUGAAAACAGAUUUCCACGCUGCAGUUUUCUCACACAAAAUCACGCAGAUGCGUUUUGAGAUUUAGUUGCGCAAAACUGGUUGAAAGUAGGAACAGUGCACUAUUUUAAGAUGGGCUCCUUGAUACGAUUUCACAGUUGAUCCUGAGCGUCAUACCAUAAUAAGGCCAUGUACAAUUUAAGGAUCCGUCAGUUGACAUUCUUUACUACACCGAAACCUGUUGGUUUGUCUGCUUUUGGAGUGGUACUCGUGGCAGUCUGUUGCACUCGGUCCUUAACCCGUCGGUGCCUACUGAGGUAAACAUCCUACAGAACAAGUCACACAAUUUCUGCUUUUGGGAAGAAAAGGUUACUCAAACCGAUAGUGCAGAUUAUUGCACAAUUGGUGAACUGAUUUAGAGGACAUAGUGGUAAUUACUCAAAAAAUAAACUACAGAGCCCCUUUUUAUGACACAAUAUUUUCCGUAUAGAUCUUCACGUUGAACCCGUAGCAGACAAGAUACAUCAAAAGGGAAAUAAAGCGCCUGUGUACAAGGAGCAUAGAAACUUUACCUUUGUCCCUCAUCGACAUAAUAGUGAUGGUAUUUGGCUGUAUUCCACAAGCUUAGUCUUAAUGUACAUUUCCUCUUGUACUACUGCUGUCAAUGCUGCAUCAACGACAAGGAAUAUGAAUCCACUUCAUUUGGUUUAUGAAUGUUAUAUUGCAUUUCACUGAGAAUUUGUUGUAAUGUGCUGUAUGUGUCUCAGUGCCAUAGAGAUCCAGCUGAAAUCAUCUGAUUGUUCACCAAGUGGAGAUUUUUUUUCUCAUAAGACCACGUGAGGGGUGUGCAGUUUGUUUAGUUUUUACUUUGAUAAUGUAUACAAUGACAUUGUUUGAAAACAAGUUAGCCUAUUGAAGACCAGCAUGAUUUUGCACAAUUAAACUUCACUUCACU